This is a messenger RNA of Cuscuta campestris, 1049 nucleotides long. NCBI's taxonomy places the organism in Eukaryota, Viridiplantae, Streptophyta, Magnoliopsida, Solanales, Convolvulaceae. The record is from the annotation of a GenBank genome assembly.
CAUUCCUCCGUAUAAAAUGUUUUUUUGUACGGAGUAAGAUCCCAGAAGGCUUCUCUUUGGAAUAAUUGAGUAAUUGACUGUCCCCAUUUUCUGCCUAUCUCUGACCCUCGACGGGAUGGCCACCGUGAGAUCUACAGUGCCGCCGUCUUCAUCAAAAACCCGAUGGAACAAACUCUCAGUCCACGCAUCUCGCAUCUAUUUUGUUCUCAUCAUCCUUCAGAUACCUCUCUUCAGGGUUCCAUGUAGAUCUGGUAUGUGUACAACACCAAUGCAUGUCACAUCUUCCCAGUUGAUUGCCAGUGAUAUAUUUCCUGUUCCAGUUGUGAAGGUCCUUCUGUACCCUGGGGCAUUUGCCAAUAGCUUAAUCAGGAAUAUGACAGUUCCUAGUUGGGACAAUUUGCUAAACAUGUACAACCUGACUCGUAUAAAGGAUGCUUCUGCAGUAUCGGACCUACAGCGCUUGGAGGUUCUUGCUGGAAGCUAUUUCUCUGUAGCUGGAGCUCUCAUUGGCAUCAUAAAAUCUGGAAGGAUGAGCAUGUUUGGAACACUACUAGUUAUUUGGGGCCUUGUAAAGGAAGGUAUACUUAACAAACAAGCAAACCCUGAUCCUGCAAGGGCAGUCUUUGUCUAUCCAACAAUGUUGAUAGCAUUGGUCUGUUCGUUCCUGUCUGUGAAGUAUGACAUAAAGAGGGUUAUGAGAGGGACACCAGUAAGAGCCGUGGCAAAGCCUCUGCAGAGAUCCUCAAAAAACAAACUGAACUGAAUCCUUCCUGGUAGUGGUACUGAUGCUUUUUCUAUCAGAUGCUUCUUCUCCCAUGGAUGUUUCGUCAUAUUCUGGGGACCUAAUUAAGUAUGAGUAUGUUGGAAUCCCUUGGAAAAUUUGACUGCAUGAAAGGGGAAAUUAAUGUGAAGAAAUACUGAGAAGUAUGAAAAGCUGCUGUGAGAUUUUAACUGAGAUCCGUCAGUUUCCCUUUCUGUUUGCUACUUGGGUCAUUCUGUUGAGAUUUAAGAUCUUAAAUGCUCAUUCAUUCAUUACUUGGGUCAUUUUU